Vicia villosa (hairy vetch) is the source of this 1275-nucleotide messenger RNA. RefSeq lists its product as uncharacterized. Gene Ontology annotation, molecular function: zinc ion binding; nucleic acid binding. The transcript has a single exon. The record is from RefSeq and is a predicted model, not a curated record. The coding region runs from base 1 to 1275 and encodes 424 amino acids. NCBI's taxonomy places the organism in Eukaryota, Viridiplantae, Streptophyta, Magnoliopsida, Fabales, Fabaceae.
AUGGAAAAAUGGAAAGAGAUUCCUUUGUCAAAGGAAGAAGAAGAAGGAGUCACGGUGGAAGGAGAGGAAAUUUGUGGGGAAGAAACUUUUCAGCGGACCCUGGCGGGUAGGCUAUGGACUGACAGCAGUUUUAACUCGAGAGCGUUUCUGAGUACGAUGCUGGGGGCUUGGAAGCUGAGGAACCCGGUGGAAACGCAGGAACUCAAUAAGAAUCUCUUUCUCUUUAGGUUUUCUACCAAACGAGAUCUGGAGACGGUGUUGAGAAACGGUCCUUGGAGCUUCGAUAGAAACAUUCUGGUGCUCGCGAGAGUGUCCGGAGAGGAGCAACCAUCUGAGCUAAACAUGCACUUUGGGGUUUUUUGGGUGAGAGUUUACGAAUUGCCCCUAAUGCUUCGGUCAGAAUCUAUGGCGAGAAAACUGGGGGGAAUUUUGGGAAAGUUUGAAGAAAUGGAUAUGAAGGAAGCGUAUAGGAAUGGAAGAUUUCUGAGGAUUAAAGUUACUUUGGAUCUCAAGCAGCCCUUGAAGAGGGGAACGGUUGUCAGAUUUAAAGAGAAGAAUCUACGGGUCCAUUUCAAAUAUGAGAGGCUUCCGACUUUCUGCUUUGUUUGUGGGCGCCUUGGUCAUCAGCUAAAGGAUUGUGAGUCUGCCGGUGAUCUCAGUGACGAGGGUUAUGAUGAAAUUGAAGAGACGGAUCUUUUGUACGGCCAGUGGCUGAGGGCAUCUCCUUUGCCCAGAGUGCAGGAGGAAAAUUCAAAAAAGAAAGAUUCAACCUCUGGUUCGUGUAGCAGGAGCUUAUUCAACCUCUCCUCAGGACAGAGUAAGUGUGAAACAAAAGGUAAAGAAAAGGAAGGAGAAGGAGAAGUGGAACAACUCAAAGGUGUCGGUGAAGGAAGGAAACAGGUUAUGCCCAAGGAUGCGGUUGGCCCAAUUACGGGACGGGAUAGUUUGCUGGAAAUAGAAGCCGUGGCUGAAUCUUUUGGAGCGGUAGACAUUUCGAAUGUGGGGACGGGGAAGUCUGGUUUGGACAAGGUUUCAGGCAGAAAAAAGAAAAAGUGGACUAGACGACAACCUUCAAGGAAAAGGGAGGCAAUCAAUACAGAAAAGUUAGAAGUGGAGAUAGGGAAGAGACAACUGGUAGAUGUUAUGAUAACGGAGGGAGAAGUGGAGGAAUGUGGAAGUGGAGAGAAGAAGAGGAAGGGACAAAGUGCAAUGGAGACCUCAUUACAAAAGUCACCAGAGGUGGUGUUGGAUGGCCAACACCGCCUAGGACAAUGA